Messenger RNA from Artibeus jamaicensis (Jamaican fruit-eating bat), 2631 nucleotides. RefSeq names its product collagen alpha-1(I) chain-like. The transcript has 6 exons. The record is from RefSeq and is a predicted model, not a curated record. NCBI's taxonomy places the organism in Eukaryota, Metazoa, Chordata, Mammalia, Chiroptera, Phyllostomidae. The coding region runs from base 1 to 2631 and encodes 876 amino acids.
AUGCGGUCUCUGGCUCCCGAUUCGGGAUCCAGUUUCAGAGAGCGAGAGAGUGGGGAGCGCCGGCAGCCCGGAAGGGGAAAAAAGGCGAGAAGAGCGGCGCGGCGGCGGCCGGAGAGGGAGCGGCGGGCGCAGGCGGCGGCGGGCGCGGCGUUGGCGGCGGCCCCGGCGGAGCGAGGGCAGCACCGGCGAGCCGGGAACACAGGCGGCCGCGCGGCGUCCUGGCCGGGCCCGCGCGCUCCGCAUCGCCCGCAACCCGGGCGUCCGACCUCCCCGGCGUCCGAGGGGCUCCGGCAGGCUGGGGGAGGGGAGGGGGCCUGCGCGCGCUGGCGGGGGCGCUCCGGGGUCGUCCGGCUAGGCCUGGAGCCGGCCGGGGGCGGCGGGGACAGGAGGAGCCCCCCCUCCGGUCGGGCGCCCGGCUCGGCCGCCAGCGACAAGGGGCGCUCCCGGGUAUUCGCAACUCGCCGGAUCCAGUGCUCGUCCGCGGGGCCGCUGCUGCUGGGCAAGAGCCCCCUGCGGACGUUCCGGGCCCGGAGUCCUUCCCCCACACUCCGAGCCGGGGGCGUGCACCAGAAGCCCUCGCCCAUGGACCCGGCCUUGGCAGCCCCCUCCGGAGACUCCCCGGAGGUUCUCUGGUCCCCAAACAGCGCCCCCGUUCCCAAACACACAGACGCCCUGGCUGUUCCCUUGUCGCCUUCUUCUCCACUUGGUCGGACAGGCCGCGCGGAUAAGCCGCCUCGAACUUUGGGUCCGCCCUGUGCCCUCUCGGCGCGAAGCAGCGAGGCCAGGCGCGGGUUGGCCCCGGUUCUCAGCGAGCGGAGGCCGCUGGCCCUCCGCGGCCGCGGCGCUCGCUUGGAGCCUCCUGGGUCCCCCUGGAGGAACAGUCACAGCCCCCGCCGCCUCCGGGAGGAGCGGGGGCUCUGGUGUGUCCAGGCGCCCUUUCCCCAGUCCCUGCGGCCCCCUGGGCAGGGCAGAGCGCGUCUGGGGCCUGCCUCGGGAGGGGGCGGCGUAGCUGAAAACCGCUCGUCUGAGGCUGCGUCUCCGAGCCCGGGUCCCUCUGCCGGGCCUCGGCGGCUCCUGCUGGAUCCUCGCAGCCAAGGAGGCAGCGAGGGAGGUGGAGGGAGGAAGCCGCUCCCUGUCGACCGCAGGCGGCAGCGAAACUCAGCGCCCGGACGCCCGGGUGCCGCCGCGUUCGGCUUUGAGCACCGGAGCAAGGUCAAGCCAGCGAAAGAGGGGACGGGCUCCUGGGCGCGGCUCUGCCCGCGUGGAGUCGGAGCUUUAGGAGCCGCUGUGAGCGGUCUGCGGAGCGAGCCCCCGGCGCCUGCCGCCCGCGCCAGGUCCCCGGAGGCGGACGUUGCGCGCGUUCGGGGAUUCCGGGGCGCUCUGCGCGGUUCCGGCGUCCUCGCCGCGUUCGCCUGCCGCUCCUCCGCGCCGCUUUCCGACUUGUUGCGCCUAGAUUUGGGGGCUCCGGGCCUGGGAGCCCUGAAGCCCGGGCAGCUGGGGCCGAGCCCGGAAGCCGGCGAGAAUGCGCCAAGGCUGCGCGAGGCUACGCGGGCGGGCGCGGCGCUGGGGGCUGGAGCGGGGAGUGUGCUGCCUGCGACCCUGGAGAAAGCCCUCGGCGCCUCGCGGGCCUUGGCGGUAGCGUUUGUGAAAUGGGGGCGCGGGUUGUGCUCUGGGAGCCCUCCCGGCCCAGCCCCCGUCCCGGGAUCCACGGUGCUGGGUCCGCAGUGUGCCGGGUCUGCGGCGUCCCGCAGGCCGGGUCCCGAGGCAGACCGGCGCCUGCGGACACGGCCGCGGGUUCCGGGAGGAGGCGGCUCCCGGAGGGUCGGGCGAGUGGCCCGGGCGCCGCACCCUCUCCUGGCGCUCUCGCCCCCUAGCCCUCCAGCCGGCCCCGCCCCCCCUCCGGGUCCCGGGGCCCCGGGCCCGCCCCCUGGGGACGCCUCCGGCUCGGGCCCGGGCUCCCCGAGCCUGGCUGCGGUGGCGGACCGCGGAGGGCAGCGCGCUGCGGCGAGCGGCCGGGAGAGGGCGCGCGCGCCCACCCGCCGCCCUGCCGGCCUCUUCCGCCGCCUCCGCGGCCGCGGCGCCAGCCAGGUCCUGGGCAGCCCCUGGGCGCCUCGCCGGCCUCUGCGCUCCCCCACCAGCGCCAUUCGCUGGCGACUCAGCCCGAGCCCCAGGCACUUGUCUCUCCCCAAACUCGUUUGGCCCCCUGCCCUGUGCACAGGCGGCUGCAUGCGGUCCCUGGGCCUGCGGCCGCCAGGGAGAGUCCUGGGGCUGGGGCUCCAGCCGGUGGCGUGUCGGGUCCCAGCCUGGACCACGGAGGGCGCUGCAGCCCAGCUGGCUGAAGGGCCUCCCGGGUCUGGGACGGGCUGUGGGACCCUGGCCCAGGCCUCGUGGUCCCCAUACUUCAGUGGGCAGUCAGGGCAAGGUCACUCUGCUAUAGCAAUGCCAAAAGCUGUCCCCUACAAGCGGGAGGGACAAGGUGGGGGCCGAGUGAGACACGAGCAGGACAGUGUGCGAGCUUCCUUCCCGGGGCGCCAGAGCCUCACCACUGAAGAGCAGCCGGAGGGCCGGGUGGCCACGCUGUCCCAGGACCAGAGCCCCAGCCCCCUGCCCCCCACCCCUGGCUGCAGUUAG